UCUUUAAUUAAAAUUUAAACUGACAAAUGAUCAGUAAUAAAUUCAUGAAUGAAUGAUUACAUAGGACAAACAAAUCUUAGCAGCAUAACAUUUUUUCGACAGAUUCUUGCAGUUUAGGAACAUCGCUAAAAAAGCGAAAAACGCUGAUUCGUCCGUAAAUACAAAACGACUUUCUGAAUCUAAAGAUUUCAAUUCCUGUUUGUUGUGUGAGUUUACACCUGUUCACCUGAUAAUUCACAGCAACAGAGAGGACCUGUAGACUUCUAUUGUACAUUUUAUUAUUUAUUUCAGAGUCAGACAUGUCUGCAGCAGGUCGGUCCACCAGAGUCCUCUGUGGAGGAGAAACCUGAGUCCAGUGGAGAACACAGCCCAUCAGAAAUAAAUCUUCCUGCGGCCGCUGAGCUCAACUCUCAGGUUUUGUUGAAGUGAAACUCGACAUGUUGGAGUCAGGAAGCAGCCGACCAAACCUCCGUCAUCAGAAACUCACCGGGCACUGGAGAAACCACCGAGUCUUCACCUGUGAGUUCAUGUGAGAUGAAGACAAUGAACAGACUGAAGCUGAUGCUGCUGCUCGUUCUCCCCUCAGUCAGUGAACAUGACAGCAGCAGAGUUGUCGGUCGAACAGGUCAGGAUGUCACUCUGCCGUGUAGAUACGAAGUGAAAAAACACGGGCUGCAGUCAGUUUGCUGGAAUCGAGGAGAUUUACCCCUUCAAGAGUGCAACAACCGGCUGAUCGCCACAAGCAAACUGAGAGUGAAAGAAGAAACCAGAGUUUCCAGCAGGUAUCAGCUUCAGGGACGACUGGACGAAGGAGACGUUUCUCUGACCAUACUGAACCUCACAGAGUCGGAUGCUGGACGAUAUGGAUGCAGAGUGAGAGUACGUGGACCGUUCAACGAUCUGAAAUAUCAUAUCGAUCUGAACAUUGAGAAAGCUCCCAUCACAACAACCAUCGCAGGGAGGAGAGGAAGUGACAUCACCACCUGGAAAGGAAGUGACAUCACCACCUGGAAAGGAAGUGACGUCACCACAUGGAGAGGAAAUGAUGUCACACCCACAGAGCCGAUGGUCACUCUGGUUCAGGAGAUGUGGAGCACAGCUGUCCAGCAGCAGCAGGUAAACAGUCUGCAGACGUUUGUUGGAAACACAGUGAGACUGUCCUUCAUCAUCUUCAUCCCUGCUCUGCUGCUGACUGCUGCUUACAGAGUGUGGAGGACCAAUCAGAAACCAGAGACUGACAGGAGGCUGAACCAAUCAGAGGAGGAGGAGGAGGAGGCGGUCACCUGUGUGUAGACGCCUGAGACAGCUGUUUAUUUAGAUUUUCUAAUAAUUUAAAGAAGAACUUAAAUGAAGCUGCGUCUCAGAGUUGAUUUCUCAGACUCAGUGUGGAGAUAAAACUCUCGUCUGAUCCUGUUAAACUCAGAAAAGAAUAAACCAGUUUCACGUUAAACAAACAGAAACAGCAGCUUAUUUCUUUAUGAUCACAGGUUAAAGCUGUUUCCUCCUGUAAACAACCCUCAGGUUUAUUAUGACCCACGUCUUCCUGUUCAGUGACAUCUAGUGGCCAUAGUGAUUAUAAACAUCACGUUACUGUUAGCUAGCUAGGUUGUGAUAUUUGUCCUGUCAAUAUAAAACACAUAAAAACAAAACGUUAACUAGUUAAAAAAAACAUGGUGAAUUAAUUAAUGUAAAACAGAAAAUGUCCAAUCAAAUUAAGUCAGCUGAAGUUUUAAAUGCUCUCUAAGUUACUUAGCAGACACGUUAGGUCGGGGCUUUGAGAAUUACCCAUAAUCCUUUGAGCUACUCCUCCUCAAAGUAGGCAAGAAUUUAUA
Lates calcarifer (barramundi perch) is the source of this 1832-nucleotide messenger RNA. Its product is annotated as T-cell immunoglobulin and mucin domain-containing protein 4. Lineage: Eukaryota; Metazoa; Chordata; Actinopteri; Centropomidae. The transcript is spliced from 6 exons. The record is from RefSeq and is a predicted model, not a curated record. The coding region runs from base 535 to 1293 and encodes 252 amino acids.